AUGUUAAUCGGUAUCAGCGGCUCCAUCUGCUCCGGCAAACACACCACCGCCGAAUAUCUCGUUCAACACCAUGGAUUCCUCCGUCUUCAUCUUCCCACACAAUCACGAGUCCACAAUCCGCCCAAAAUAUCAUCAUCAUCAACCUUGGUUUCCCAAACUAAUUCGACCUCUCACCAACAAGAAGACUCCCAAUCCGACUCAGCACGUCUCCUGCCAAGUAUAACCGACCAACGAGGAACCCGCGGCCUCACAUUUCCCGACGUCGACGCAUUACUCGACUUUGUGACCAAACGAUGGCGAGAACAUUGGGUAUUGACAGAUGUUUCAGAUGAAGCGACUUUGGAAAUGUUAUUGCGAAGACCGUUUUUCUUACUUAUUAAUGUCGAUGCCCCUGUGGGGUUGCGAUAUAGGAGAUUUACGGAUCGGUGA
Molecule: messenger RNA, 429 nt
Organism: Exophiala mesophila
Lineage: Eukaryota; Fungi; Ascomycota; Eurotiomycetes; Chaetothyriales; Herpotrichiellaceae
Exons: 1
Coding region: 1-429 (142 amino acids)
Source: RefSeq, a predicted model, not a curated record